AACCUUAUGUAUAUUCUGAACUAAUUACUUACGGAGAUAAACCACCUCCACUAGCAGUUCAUACGGCUAAUUUAUAUCAGAAUUAUCUUAUUGUUGCAUUCGGUAAUAUUACUAAUGAUUUAGUACCACCAGUUGACCUCAACCCUCUCAUUUAUAUAUUAGAUAUUCCAUGCAAAACAUGGGUAACUACCUUUACACCUGGUAAAUCAAUCUGUAGCAUUGAACCUAAUAUUACCAACGGAUUAACUAUUGGCAUAGUCGUUGGCAUUAUUAUUGCUUGUUGUUUUGUCCUUGUUGCUAUUAUUCUUUUUAUUUUAUGGAAACUUGAAGUUGUAAGAUUUAGUAGUUUACGUAAUACUAACCCUCCACCCCCUCCACCCCCUCAACGCCCUGA
Messenger RNA from Racocetra persica, 394 nucleotides. The record is from the annotation of a GenBank genome assembly. Lineage: Eukaryota; Fungi; Glomeromycota; Glomeromycetes; Diversisporales; Gigasporaceae.